AGCCUUCAGCUGAAACCGCUUUAGUGUUAACAGCGGUCAGAGAAGCACCUCCCUCGUCUGACUCCUAGAGAGAGAUUGAGAGAGAGAGAGAAAGAGAGAGAGAGAGAGAGAGUAUGAAAGGGAAGACAUCCAGCACUCGUAACGAUCAGAGACACUGAGAACUGUGAAAGACAGAACGAUGAUGGAGCUUGGCCCUGCCGAGGACGGAGGCAGCUACAUAGAGGAGCUGAUGGAGCUCACGGCACAGAGUCUGAGUCGCCUUGAGAUCCAAGAGCACUUCAACGUCAUCAAGGAGAUCGGCCGGGGCAAAUACGGCCGCGUCCUGCUGGUUACUCACCGCUGCAGGGGGACACCCAUGGCACUGAAGGUCCUGCCCAAAGCGUCGACCAAGCUGAAGGGAUUUCUGCGUGAGUACUGUAUCUCGCUCCGUCUGUCCAGCCACCCGUGCAUUGUGGGUCUGUUCGGAAUCGCCUUCCAGUCCGAUGAACACUAUGGAUUUGCUCAAGAGCUGGUCGUCGGACGCGAUCUGUUUGCUAUCAUCAAACCAAGGGUCGGGAUUUCUGAGCGUGUUGUAAAACGCUGUGCUGUGCAGAUCGCCAGUGCAUUGGAGUUCAUCCACCACCUAGGCCUGGUGCACCGUGACAUCAAACCCGAGAACGUGUUGCUGCUGGACACCCAGUGUCGCCAUGUGAAGCUGGCCGACUUUGGCUUGACGCAGAAACGUGGUACUUUCAUCCGCUACAUCUCAAGCACGCUGCCCUACAUGGCCCCAGAGCUGUGCGCCAUGGUGCCAGAGGCCGGCCAGGAAACCCCUAAAGUGCCACCGCUCAGCAUACAGCCCAACUUAGAUACCUGGGCCUUUGGUGUGCUGCUUUUCUGCAUCCUUACAGGUUUCUUUCCCUGGGAAAACUGCACAAGCACUGACAGCUUCUACGAGGAGUUUGCUGAGUGGCGGCAAAACCCGGAAACCACAGAAGUCCCAUCACAGUGGAUGAGAUUCACGCCGGUGUGCAUGGAGAUGUUCGCCAAGCUGCUGACGCUGGAGCCUAACGACCGACCCACGGCGGAUGUGGUGAAAGGGUAUGUUGGAAAGGACUGGGUGAGGCCAAAGUGCCCAAAUGGACUGAUGGGUGAAAAUGGAGGAGUAAGCAGCAUGACAACACUGAGCAGCCCUUGCCGUAGUAGCCCAGUGCUACAGUAACGCCUUUAUGUGACAUUCCAACACAGUCUCAUUAUUGCAAGAAAAGGGGGGGGCUAUCAGGUCAGGUUGGACAUUUGAACAUUUCACUCAAACAAUGGCAA
Hemibagrus wyckioides is the source of this 1302-nucleotide messenger RNA. Its product is annotated as serine/threonine-protein kinase SBK1. Gene Ontology annotation, molecular function: ATP binding; protein serine/threonine kinase activity. The record is from RefSeq and is a predicted model, not a curated record. Bases 179 to 1201 code for a protein of 340 amino acids. NCBI's taxonomy places the organism in Eukaryota, Metazoa, Chordata, Actinopteri, Siluriformes, Bagridae. The transcript is spliced from 4 exons. Gene Ontology annotation, biological process: peptidyl-threonine phosphorylation; peptidyl-serine phosphorylation.